AUGGGUCGGUGGCUUGCGUGGGGUGCCGCUAUUUUGUCCCAGCUUAGCGAGGCUCACCAAGCUAUGUUCCCUGCCAUCCUCACCAGCAAGCGUGGCGUGGAUAGGACUGUUGUGCGCCUUCUGAGGGACCGGACGGAAGGGAACACCAUGGUCAAGGUGUGGCGGCAGAUACAGGAGAACCACGUUGAAGAGUACCUUCAGCGUAAGGACCUGUACACCACACUCCUCAUGACUGUCGUGAAACCUGGAGGGAUCGUUUCUGCACUAAGGCACACUUUCCAGGCUCCACCUCCUCCAAGAGAGCUCCCCUCCGCGCGGCUCCUGCGCCACGCCUUCCUGCUGGCGGAGGCCAACAACGUGCAGGAUUACCGGAGCCAGAUCCUCUCCACUUUUGGCACUGUGCUGAAAAUGGAUUCCACCAAGAAAGUGGUGAAGAAGCUGUCUGGGGAGGGUGGAGGCUCAGCUGAGUGGUUCACCAGCAUCGGAAACGAGCACUCCCAGAUAGUUUCAUUUGUGCUGACCUGUGAGGAGUCCACAGAGAAGCUGAAACCGAUGUGCCUUGGGGUCAUGGAGAGGUUCCGGCUGGCCAAUCAACCAGUCCCAAAAAUGAUAUACGUGGACCGUGGCCAUACGCACAGAGUCCCACUCAAGUAUGCUGCAUUCAAGUCUGCGCUAGCUGGGGGAGUGCUGGCCUAUAACCGCUCAGACCUGGAGCUGCUCAUCAAGGCCAUGAGAGCCAAGGACCCGGCAACGCUGAUGACUGUGUCAGAUGAGGAUAUUGUCCGCCUCUACAUUACCAGGGAGCACCUCAAACACCACGUGCGAAGGGUCACACUGGGAGCUCAGGAAACAUUCCGGCUCAUCCAUCUGGCCAUUGAGGAGCUGAAAGGUCCCGCAGGGCUGGACGAGAGCGGAGUGAGCCUUUUCAAAACACCUGAGGCCAUUGAUGAGAUGUGGGCAGGCCAGCAGCGACACCUGGAGUGCAUCCAGGAUCCACCAGACAUGAACAUGUAUAGGGUGGCGCGUACCACAACCAUUAACAAUGUGGACCUACCCUACUACAAAUGUCUGCGUGGAAGCAACAGCCUGGAAGGAUUCCACAAAGCUCUGCCGAACAUGAUUCCAGGUCCCCACUGUGCAGCACGGCCCUAUCAGGUUUACCUGAUCAGUGGCAUUGCACGGUGGAACUCUGACAGGAGCGGGGAUGCCGUGUUUGGUGGCAAAGGACGGCACCACAGGACCUAUUCGGCGCCGCUGAUUGAUCGCCUCAACGCUCGCUGUCAGCAGCUGUUCGGAGAGACUGUGGAGGAGAAUUUCCGGGCCCCUGCUGAUGUCUCUUCCAACGAGCUGCUCGGGUUGGAGUACCUGUUCAGCCAGAGCACGGGGGAAUCUGGGCCCUUCUCUCUUCAGGACAUUGUCAACGAUGGACCUGGUCCAGAAGAGGAGGUGCUCCGACCUGGGCAGCCUGAUCCAGAUGACGCAGACGAGGCGUACCAGAGCGAUGUGGAGGCACACGACCGUGCGCUGGAUGCCGUCCUGCCCCACAUCACACUCACCAGCGACGAAACCGCCACUGUUCACCCUCCGGCCUUUGAGGAUGCCUGCAGUCCAAACCCUCUUCCUGGCUUUCCUAAGUUGGAAAUGUUCUGCUCUGUGCUGGUGGAGAUUGGCCUGGCAGAAGAAAAGCUGUCACUCACCACCGAGCAGAGAAACCAGGUCCUUAAAGCCUGGAAUGCCGUGGAGGAGCAUGACAAGCAGCCACAAAAGUUCAACCAGUUGUACAGAACACACUGGGGCAACACCCUCUACUGCCGCACAAAAAGGGACGAUCUUGUUGACGCUGCUCUGAUACAGAGGGUAAAGAUGGCCAAGCGCUACGCACCAGCGCAACAGGACAUCAGUGCUCAGCACAACAGGCUGAUGUACACGCUGGUGAAACUGUUGUGGUUGCGCUCACCUCAAGGCUCUCGCAACAGUCCUGUGAAGAGAACCCUCUUGAAGGCGUACGAGCGAGUCCAGCACCGGAUUUUAGUGGAGGAUCCAGUCCUGUGCAAAGCAGGCAUUCCUCUACCCAAGAUUAACAGCAAGACUGUGCAGGACUUUAUCCGUCGCCAAGAGAGGCUCCUCAACUUGCACGCCACAAAACAGCCCUCCACCAUCACUAAGACCACCUCCAUCUCAUCUGCAGACCUUCCACCAGCACCACAUCAGCCUGCAGUCCUCCCUCCACCAGACUACCUGAUGGAAUAUGUGCCCACACCCAGCACAGCAGGGACCAAGGUGUUAAAGGGAAGGACAGAUAUGAUGGCACCACUCUCCCGGCCUCAGCCACCGAUGCCACAUUUGCUACUGCCACCACCAGUGAGAAAACCCAACGCCCCCUCUACCAUCAACAGACCUGUGCCCUCCCUCUCUGCAUCUACAGCAACCCCAGGAAUUGCUGGCCCCUCCACAUGGCCCAUAAUGCCUGCUAGUGAGGCAAAUCCAGGGAUUGAUGGUCCACCUAAAUCAGUCCCUCCAACUCUGCCCAAAAUGCCUACUACAAUUGGCACAGCACACAGUAGUAGUACUUCAUUCUGGGCAAGAGCUACGCAAUUCAAGCGGAAGCAUAAGGAACACUCCUCAGAAGUAGGAGCCAAAGUGUCAAGGGUGCAAAAUCUCCCUGUCUGUACACUCUGUGGCCAAACAACCCAGGGACAUAAAAAUACAAAAAAAAGAGUUUCUGCCCUACAAAUAUGAUGUCCCCAUCAAAAGGUCUGGACAACAAAGUGUACAGCAGCUACGAACACUUCACCUCUGUUGUUGACAAGUUGUAGUAAUAUAAAUAUGUUGUAAUAAAUCUGUAAAUAUGGGACGGUUGCAUUGUACAUAUGGUAAAUAGGCUUUGAUUUUAUGACAUUUUAUAUUGUCUAACUUAUAUUGUCUACACUGUAGUGCUGUGUUUUUUAUAAGUGUUCCCCAAUAUACAUGCACUUUAUUCAUUAAAGUGGUCAGUGCUACAGUAACAGUUGUGGAAUAUCAAUUAAUGAAUUGAACAAUGGGGUUAUAUUUGUAUGUAUCAAAACAUAAAGACACAGAUAAAGUAA
Coregonus clupeaformis (lake whitefish) is the source of this 3086-nucleotide messenger RNA. RefSeq lists its product as uncharacterized. Bases 1 to 2739 code for a protein of 912 amino acids. Lineage: Eukaryota; Metazoa; Chordata; Actinopteri; Salmoniformes; Salmonidae. The record is from RefSeq and is a predicted model, not a curated record. The transcript is spliced from 7 exons.